Diceros bicornis minor is the source of this 4313-nucleotide messenger RNA. It is a transcript of the gene AGBL5, whose product is annotated as AGBL carboxypeptidase 5. NCBI's taxonomy places the organism in Eukaryota, Metazoa, Chordata, Mammalia, Perissodactyla, Rhinocerotidae. The coding region runs from base 1505 to 4192 and encodes 895 amino acids. The transcript has 15 exons. The record is from RefSeq and is a predicted model, not a curated record. Gene Ontology annotation, biological process: proteolysis; protein deglutamylation. Gene Ontology annotation, molecular function: metallocarboxypeptidase activity; zinc ion binding.
GGCUUUGCAAGCCCGGCUUGCGCCUUGCAAUUGUAGAGCACGUGUGCGUACCCGCCCCGCCGGGGAAAUGCUGCCCAGAAGCUCCGGGUUGUGGGCCGGAUCUCUAAGCGUCCGCAAUCCUAUAGAAGCCACCAAGGAGUGGGGGGAUGGGGGGGGUUGCAUUGUUUUUUAAAAGUAGGGAAACGGAAGGAAAGUGUAUUGCCCCUGUUCCCUUCGUCCAGGGUUAGGAAGCGGGUCCUGCGGCAGAGUCCUUUGCUCGCACUUCUGUCGCCCGCUUCCUCUGUUCUGUGCGGCCUAGAAGGGCUCGGCCGGGGCGAGCUUCUUUAAAAAGUGGGGAGCGAGGCUCACCAAAAGCCUCUCAGGUCUUGGAGGAGUGCGGCCUCUGUCAGCAUUAGAGGGGAAUCGGUAGGAACCAGAGCCAGCGAGGCCUUCGAUAGCUCAGUUGGUAGAGCGGAGGACUGUAGUGGAUAAGCCGUGGCAAUCCUUAGGUCGCUGGUUCGAUUCCGGCUCGAAGGACUUCGUGCAAUAUUUUUAGCCCUCACUUAAUUACCCCGGGAGAAAGGUUUACUCAGAGAAUAUACUUGAGCACUACCGAUGUUCGGUUAAACACAUCUGCAAUAAGUAGUCAGGUACAGUACAGCUCUCUUGUGGGUUAGAUAUCAAGAUGCUAUGUGUUUUUAAAUAGGGUUUUAUUACUAUUGCUUAAGUGUAGUUAUUAUAUGCCUGCUUUUAAAAAUCCUGCCCCUGGUCCCACUGUACUCAAGUGCUGAAUAAAUGUCCUGAAUUGCCGUUGCUCCGCUGGUCAGCGGACUGCCCAGCCCAGAACAACCUGUAAGGCAAAGGGAAGGAAAUCAGGAGCAGCUGGGGGAUUAGCUCAAAUGGUAGAGCGCUCGCUUAGCAUGCGAGAGGUAGCGGGAUCGAUGCCCGCAUCCUCCACUCGGUUUUUUGCCCCACGCAUUACACGAUCCCUAAACAGCCGAGAAUCUGCUGAACUGGGUGAGUGUUCUGUAAUACACAGAGGAGCAGGGCAAGCAAUGAUUAGCUUCACACGUUAUCCUUUUAUUUUGCAGGUGAAUUUUUCCAGUUUACUUCUUGGUCACUUUGUCUUUUUCUCCUCCCGGCCGGCAGGCCGUUAACCGUCUUCUGAGACAACACGGGUGGAACCCCCUAGCCCGGCCCGCCAGCCAAGCCCCUAAACCGCACUGGCUCAGCUAGCCGCUAACGUGCGAGGGAACCCCUCCGUGCUGACCAAUGGCAGCGAGCUUUACUGGGCGGGUAGCCAGCUGUACCCGCGGCCAAUAGGCGAGAGACUUGUUGUUUCCUGGCAGAGCGGGGUCCCGGCACCGCGGCGUUCGGCGCUCGGGUUUUGUUUGGGUCUUGGGUGGAGGGCCGGGUGCCGGGGCCCGAGGUGGCGCCUCGCUAGCGGGAGAGGGAGCGGGAUCACCGGCCCGGAGAGAGCUCUCAGGGCCAGAGUGGGGCAGGAGGAUGCUUUCCCAGCCCCACCAUGGAGCUGCGCUGUGGGGGAUUGCUGUUCAGUUCUCGCUUUGAUUCAGGGAACCUAGCCCACGUGGAGAAGGUGGACUCUGUGUCUAAUGAUGGGGAAGGAGUGGCAGGUGGGGCAUCAGCCCCGACCAGCAGCAUUGCCUCUUCCCCUGACUACGAGUUCAACGUGUGGACCCGACCAGACUGUGCUGAAACGGAAUUUGAGAAUGGGAACAGGUCAUGGUUCUACUUCAGUGUCCGGGGAGGAACUCCAGGGAAACUCAUCAAGAUCAACAUUAUGAACAUGAACAAGCAAAGCAAGCUGUAUUCCCAGGGCAUGGCCCCUUUUGUGCGCACACUGCCCACCCGGCCACGCUGGGAACGCAUUCGAGACCGGCCCACCUUUGAGAUGACAGAGACGCAGUUUGUGUUGUCCUUUGUUCACCGUUUCGUGGAGGGCCGUGGGGCCACCACCUUCUUCGCCUUCUGCUACCCCUUCUCCUACCAUGACUGCCAGGAUUUGCUAAACCAGCUAGACCAGCGCUUUCUGGAGAACCACCCUACCCAUAGCAGCCCCCGGGAUACCAUCUAUUACCACCGGGAGAUCCUUUGCUAUUCUCUGGAUGGACUUCGUGUGGAUCUGCUAACAAUCAGUUCCUGCCAUGGGCUUCGAGAAGAUCGAGAGCCCCGUCUCGAGCAGCUGUUUCCUGAUACCGGCACCCCCCGACCAUUCUGUUUCACAGGCAAGAGGAUAUUCUUUCUAAGCAGUAGGGUUCACCCUGGGGAGACACCAUCUAGCUUUGUCUUCAAUGGCUUUCUGGACUUCAUCCUUCGACCUGAUGACCCCCGGGCCCAAACCCUACGUCGUCUCUUUGUCUUUAAGCUGAUUCCUAUGUUGAACCCUGAUGGUGUGGUCCGGGGCCACUACCGCACAGACUCUCGUGGAGUGAACCUGAACCGGCAGUACCUAAAGCCUGAUGCAGUUCUGCACCCGGCCAUCUACGGGGCUAAAGCUGUGCUUCUUUACCACCACGUGCACUCCCGGCUGAACUUCCAGAGUCCCUCUGAGCACCAGCACAGUCCUCAUCUCCCUCCUGAUGCUCCCCUCUCUGAUCUUGAGAAAGCUAACAAUCUCCAAAAUGAAGGUCACCUUGGGCAUGCAUCUGACAGGGAUAACCCUAAGGUGUGGACACAGACUGAGCCAGCAGAACAGAAGCCCAACAGGGUGUGGAUUAUGCCACAACAGUCCCCUGAGGUUGAGCAGCCAGCCCCUGACACCAUCCCACCCAGAGAGAGUGGUGUUGCCUACUAUGUGGAUCUGCAUGGACAUGCUUCCAAAAGGGGCUGCUUCAUGUAUGGAAACAGCUUUAGUGAUGAGAGCACCCAGGUGGAAAAUAUGCUGUAUCCAAAGCUCAUCUCCUUGAACUCAGCCCACUUUGACUUCCAGGGCUGCAAUUUCUCAGAGAAGAACAUGUAUGCCCGAGACCGCAGAGAUGGCCAGUCUAAGGAGGGAAGCGGCCGGGUUGCAAUCUACAAAGCCUCAGGGAUAAUCCACAGCUACACACUUGAAUGCAACUACAACACUGGACGCUCGGUAAACAGCAUCCCUGCCGCCUGCCAUGACAACGGGCGUGCCAGCCCCCCUCCCCCGCCGGCUUUCCCCUCCAGAUACACUGUGGAACUGUUUGAGCAGGUGGGACGCGCUAUGGCCAUUGCAGCUCUGGACAUGGCAGAAUGCAAUCCAUGGCCCAGAAUUGUGCUGUCAGAGCACAGCAGCCUCACGAACCUCCGGGCCUGGAUGCUAAAACAUGUGCGCAGCAGCCGAGGCCUGAGCAGCACUGCGAAUGUGGGUGUCAACAAGAAGAGAGGCUCUCAAACUCCACCCAAAAGUAACAAUGGAUUGCCUGUCUCCUGCUCUGAAAAUACCUUGAGCCGCGCCCGAAGUUUUAGCACUGGCACAAGUGCUGGUGGUAGCAGCAGCAGCCAACAAAAUUCUCCACAGAUGAAGAACUCCCCCAGCUUUCCUUUUCAUGGCAGUCGGCCUGCAGGGCUGCCAGGCCUGGGCUCUAGCACCCAAAAGGUCAGCCACCGGGUGCUGGGCCCUGUCAGAGAGCCCCGAAGCCAGGACAGGAGACGGCGGCAACAGCCACUGACCCAUCGCCCUACUUCAAGCAGCCUGGCCCCAUCCCCAACUCCUGCUAGUUCUAGCCCAGCCUCCUCACGCAACAUGGGCUCCUGCCUACUGCCCAACUCACUCAGCAUAUCAGGGAGCAGUUGCUCACUCUUAUCCUCAGGGGACAAGCCCGAGGCUGUCAUGGUGAUUGGGAAAGGUCUGCUAGGGACUGGACCUCGCAGUCCCCGUAUCAGGACCCGACUGCAGGCUAGGCCCAGGUUGGGCCAGGGCUCACCGCCGACUUGCAGAGGGAUGAGAGGCUCUUCAGGCCCCACAUCCCCUAUCCCCUGGACCAGGGAGAGCAGUAAGCUGGAGCCGGGACCCUGCUCUGCACCAGGGCUGCCUCAGGCUGGGCCCCCACGGCCCCGCUCUGCCCCUGCCUUUUUUCCUAUUUCCUGUAGUCUCUCUGACUCCCAGUCCUGGAUUUGUUACAGCGGGGGGCCCCUGGGCCAUCCUGAGGUUUGUUUUGUCCCUAAAUCUCCCCCCUCACUGUUUCUCCCCGGGUCUGAUGCCUUGACCUUCAUGCCCAGGAUAUAACCCCAAGAUGGGGAACACAGUGAGAAAUGUGCUAGUCCCCUCCUUCAGCUGCUGAUUCCAUGUGACAACCAUAACUCCUUGGAAUGCCAACCACACUGUUCUGAGGCAUCGCAGAGCAUCA